Messenger RNA from Hipposideros armiger (great roundleaf bat), 5443 nucleotides. RefSeq names its product AAA ATPase AFG2B (gene AFG2B). Gene Ontology annotation, molecular function: ATP binding; polyubiquitin modification-dependent protein binding; ATP hydrolysis activity. The record is from RefSeq and is a predicted model, not a curated record. Bases 1700 to 4003 code for a protein of 767 amino acids. Gene Ontology annotation, biological process: mitotic spindle disassembly; autophagosome maturation; retrograde protein transport, ER to cytosol. Gene Ontology annotation, cellular component: cytosol; VCP-NPL4-UFD1 AAA ATPase complex; nucleus. NCBI's taxonomy places the organism in Eukaryota, Metazoa, Chordata, Mammalia, Chiroptera, Hipposideridae. The transcript has 8 exons.
GGACCUCUUCUUAGUAUGCUAUUUUCUGAUUCCAGCACUGGAGCUAGAAAGAUGGCAGAGACCAAAUGAGUGACUGUGGAAUCCAGAAGUCAGUCAUAGUGUCUGCCCUGAGGUGUGGGUAGAGGGAGGCCAGGAACUGGCAUUAGUCUGAAGAUAGACCCCAGAUCUGACAGUUCUUUUCAUUGAGAAGACAUUGCUACAGAGUCUGCAGUUGAUUCCAGUUGACCCUUGAACAACAUGGGUUUGAAAGACCUGAGUCUACUUAUAUGGGGAGCUUUUUCAAUAACGUACAGUACUGUAAAUAUAUUUUUUCUUAUUUUCUUAAUAACAUUUUAUUUUCUCUAGCUUACUUUAUUGUAAAGAUACAGUAUAUACUACAUACAACAUACAAAUAUGUGUUAAUUGAGUGUUUAUGUCAUUGUUAAGUCUUCCUGCCUGAACAGUUGGCUAUUGGUAGUUCAGUUUUGGGGGAGUCAAAAGUUAUAUGCAGAUUUUUGACUGGGAGUGUGCGUUAUUCAACGGUCCACUAUAUUUGCAUAAGUAGGGAAAAAAACCCCAACCCCCAUUGACUUAAGCACUCUAUCUGCAAUCUCAAUUUUGUAAUCUCAUAAAUUUGGGUUGCAGUGAAGGUGGGAAAAAUAAGAGGUACAAGGAUGUGAGAAGGAUAAAAACAAAUAUACAUACAUACACACAUAUAUAUAUAUAUGUGUGUGUGUGUGUGUGUGUGUGUGUGUGUGUGUGUGUUUUACUUUGAAUAUCUGUAGCUCUUUUUGAUGAGAAUUUAAAAGGAUAGGACAUGUAUUCCAGCUGAUACAGAAGAAAGAGUAAUUCCCUGUGGGGAGUGGAGAAGAAAGGUGCAAAGAGAAUAGCAGGCAGUUUAAGGUAGAAAGGCAUCACCUCUAAUACAGAACUUAGUACUGCUGUGCCCCAAAUAGACAAAAAGCACUUAUCACAUGAACAGAAGAGGUUAUGAUUAAGUUGUUGUCAAAGAACAUUAAAAGGAGUAAAUCAGGAAUCUGACCAGAAUGUAUUGGUGUACCACGAAUAUGUAAGAUGGCCUGGUUUUCCUUCUUUCCCCUCUUCAGGGGAUUUAAAAUGCUACCCUGUGCUGCUUUCUUGCUAUGCUGGCGCUUUUCUAUGCGAAGGCAUGCCUGGACCUUCCGAACAGGUUGGAACCCAGGUUGUCGAAGGCGUCAAGGCUGUAUUUCUCAGCUACUACAAGUUACCUAAGACAUUAGCAACAGAGCACUCCAAAAUACUGUGUCCAUGGGGACAUCAGAGGUUUCUUCACAAAAUGGUCUGUAGGCUGACAUUCCAAAAGCGCAGGUGGCGAUGCUCCAGUCAGCCUGGAAAAGAGUAUAUGUUAUGCCGGUGACUCUCCAAACCACCAAGGUCAUCAGACCUAGUGAAGUUGGCUUAUGUUGCCUUCCAGACACCCUUAACGAAGGCUUUGUCCGUAAAGCUCUGAAGUCAGCGAGUGGAUUUCAUCAAACCCCACGCCACAGCAAACUAGACCUCAGGGCGGGAGCAUCGUUUAACUUCCCGAUUGGCCCUUUCAGCCUCCAUUCAAAGGCUCGUAACUGUCUUUCCUGGCGCAUGCGCGUCACCUGCUUCCGGCGGAGGCGCUAGGUGUACCCGCCUUUCCGGCUCGGGUGGAAUUCCUAUCCCGUUUUCCUCGGCCUCGGUGUCUCCAUGUGCCAUGACUCCGGGCUCAAUUCCCUUUCCCGAAGGGCCGCUCUUAAAGCUCCUACCCUUAGACGCUAGGGACCGGGGCACCCAGCGCUGUCGCCUGGGCCCAGCAGCCUUCCAUGCCUUGGGCGCGCACUUGGGCUCGGCGGUGAAGAUCUCGCUGCCUGAGGGUGGCUCCUGUCUCUGCAUCGCCUGGCCGCGGCGGGAUGGAGCGGACGGCUUUCUGCAACUGGACCCGCAGUGCGCGAGCCCAGGGUCGGCGGUGGGGGCGCCGGGGUCCAGGGGGACUCUCAGCCUGAGCAGCCUCCGUCUGGUGCCCUGCCCGCCCCUUCGGCGCCUCACUGUGUGGCCGGAGCUGCGGGAGCCAGCGGGCGCGCCCGGUGCCCCGAAUCCAGCCGUGGUGCUGGAGGCUGCGCAGGAGCUGCUGAGGAACCGACCGGUCUCCCGGGGCCACGUGGUGGUCGCCCCGCCGGAAGCCCCCGGCCCGGUGGCCGCCCUGCACAUCGUCAACGGGGUGCCCAGCCUGGAUCCGGCCGGGCUGGUCACGCCUCACACCAGCAUCGGUCUCAGCGCGGUGUCUCCGUCGGAAGCGCAGCCGCAGCCCGAGGUGCCCUUGGGGGGCCUUUCGGAGGCGGCGGACUCGCUGAGGGAGCUCCUCUGCCUGCCACUCCGCUACCCCCGCGCCUUGGCCGCGCUGGGGCUAGCAGUGCCCCGCGGGGUGCUCCUGGCGGGCCCUCCCGGAGUGGGCAAGACCCAGCUAGUGCGGGCGGUGGUCCGGGAGGCGGGCGCGGAGCUGCUGGCCGUGAGCGCCCCCUCGCUGCAGGGCAGCCGGCCGGGGGAGACCGAGGAGAACGUGCGGCGGGUCUUCCAGCGCGCCCGGGAGCUUGCUAGCCGUAAGCCCACUCUCCUCUUCCUGGACGAGGUGGAUGCCCUGUGUCCCCGGCGGGGCGGCCCACACCAAGCCCCCGAGAGCCGCGUGGUGGCCCAGGUGUUGACGCUGCUAGACGGCAUCAGUGGGGAUCGCGAGGUGGUGGUUGUGGGAUCCACCAACCGGCCGGAGGCGCUAGACCCAGCGCUGCGCAGACCUGGGAGAUUUGACCGAGAGGUUGUCAUUGGGACGCCCACACUUAAACAGAGAAAGGAGAUUCUACAAGUGAUUACCUCAAAGAUGCCCAUCUCCAGUCAAGUUGAUUUUGGCCUCCUUGCAGAAAUGACAGUUGGCUACGUUGGCGCAGAUCUGACCGCACUCUGUAGGGAGGCUGCCAUGCAUGCUCUGCUUCUUAGUGAGAAGAACCAGGACAAUCCAAUGAUUGAUGAAACAGACUUCCUUGAAGCUUUUAAAAAGAUUCAACCUUCAUCCUUUCGAAGUGUCAUUGGACUGAUGGACAUCAAGCCUGUUGGCUGGGAGCAGAUUGGUGGCCUCGAAGAUGUAAAACUGAAGUUAAGGCAGAGCAUUGAAUGGCCUCUGAAAUUCCCACGGGAAUUUGUUAGGAUGGGCCUGACACAACCAAAGGGAGUCCUCCUGUAUGGUCCUCCUGGAUGUGCUAAAACCACCCUGGUUAGGGCCCUGGCCACAAGCUGUCAUUGCUCUUUUGUUUCAGUGAAUGGAGCUGAUCUCUUUUCACCUUUUGUUGGAGAUUCAGAAAAAGUCUUGUCUCAGGUCUUUCGACAAGCAAGAGCAAAUACUCCAGCAAUUGUGUUUUUGGAUGAAAUUGAUUCAAUCUUGGGCUCACGGUCAAUCAGCAAAACAGGAUGUAAUGUUCAAGAGCGUGUUCUUUCUGUUCUCCUGAAUGAAUUAGAUGGUGUUGGACUGAAGACUAUAGAGAGAAGAGGAAGUAAAUCAGAUCAACAGGGUAAAUACAAGGAGCUGAAAAAAAAUGAAGAGUUAGAGUUUCAAGAAAUUUUUAAUCGAAAUGUCAUCAUUGUGGCGGCAACAAAUAGACCUGAUGUGUUAGAUGAUGCCUUGUUACGGCCUGGAAGAUUAGAUAAGCUUAUUUAUAUUCCACCUCCAGAUGAAAAGGGCAGGCUUUCUAUUUUAAAAGUCUGUACAAAAAAUAUGCCAGUGGGGCCUGAUGUUUCUUUAGAAAAGCUAGCAGCAGAAACCUGUUUUUUCUCUGGUGCUGAUCUUGGAAACCUCUGCAAAGAAGCAGCGUUGUUGGCUCUGCAAGAAAAUGGACUGGAAGCAACCACAGUGAAACAAGAGCACUUUCUAAAGUCACUUAAGACUGUAAAACCGUCCUUAAAUCACAAGGAUUUGACUUUAUAUAAAAACUUAUUUCAGAAACAAGGACUUUCUAACUUAGAGGAAAUUUAAAAAUUACAUACCUGCUCAAGGAUAAAUUGAAAUGUGAACUUGCAGUGUAGUUUGCAGCCUCAUACUUUUUAGAGUUUGUGUGCAUGUUAUUUCCUGUAAAUAAAAACACUGCGCCUGAGGAGCUAAGAUUCAUCUUAUUUCUAAAAAGUCUAUUAAAACAUCAUAAUUUAGGAAGAAAGUAUAUGUGUGUUGAUUUUAUAGUGGGGAGGUAGUUUUUGUUCAUUUGAUUACUUUUUAAAACUAUUUUGAAAUAAUUUCAUACAGAAAAGUUGUAGGAACAGUACAAACAACUCUAAGGAACUCUUAUAUACUCUUAACCUGGAUUCACCAAUUUUUAACAUUUUGCCGUGUACUGAACUAUAGGCACACCUCGUUUUAUUGUGCUUUGUUUUAUUGUGCUUCACAAUUGUUGUGUUUUUCACAAAUUGAAGGUAAGAGCCUCCCCUCCAGCUUAUUUUAUUGUGAUACUCGCUUUAUUACAGUGGUCUGGAACCAAACCUGUAAUAUCUCUGGGGUCUGCCUGUAUUUAAGAAUAGAUAGUGUACUUAAUGUCCCUUUAUCCCCUUAAUAAUUCAGUGUAUAUUUCUUAAAAAUAAGGUAAUAUUUCUUAUAUGACCACAGUGCAGUUAUCAGAUUCAGGAAAUUGAACAUUGAUACAAUAUUUUAAUCUAUGGUCUCAUGAUUUUCAUCUAUUAUGCCAGCCGGAAAUUUUUUUUUUUUAACAUUUUGAGUUUUAUUUUUUUCUCCUUUUCCACUGUUCUUAUUGUGUAUAUCUUAAGAGGCCAGCAGUGACUUUUUUUUCUAUUGGAUCCAGUCUAGGAUCUUACAUUCCAUUUAGUUGUCCUGUCUCUUUACUUAGCCUUUUAAUCUGGAACAGUUCCUCAGUCUUUCUUGACUGUAACAUUUUUUUAAAAGUACAGACUAAUUUUAUAGAACAAUUGGUUCCUUAUUAGUGUUUGUCUGAUAGCGCAUCAUAAUAGACUCAGGUUAUGUAUCAUCAGUGGAACAUGAUAUAAGUGCUGUCGUGUCCUCAGAGAGCAAGCUGGAGGCAUGUGACAUCUCUAUAUUAUUGGUCAGGUUCAUUUUGAUCUCUUGUUUAUGGUAUUGUCCAGUUUCUCCACUGUAUAGCUACUAAUUUUUCCUUUUGUAAUUAUAAGUAUUUUUUAAGGUGAUAAAUUAAUUACAUGUAUGUUUUUUCCUUCAUUACAAAAGUAAUUAGAAUGCUAGAAAAUGUAACAAAUAUAAAGAAAACACUUGGAUAUUUAACGUACCAGUCCCUUAUGUUUGUAUAGGUAAGACAUGGUACUAUGUAACUUUUUUCUUACCUAAUAAUACCUAAUAAGCAUUAAGCAAAACCUCACUGUUUUUGGAAUAAUUAAGGAAAAGACCUGUCUUACUUAUAGGUAUAAUAUAUAAUUCAAUUAAAAUUAUUCUAACAAA